Molecule: messenger RNA, 1348 nt
Organism: Oppia nitens
Lineage: Eukaryota; Metazoa; Arthropoda; Arachnida; Sarcoptiformes; Oppiidae
Exons: 2
Coding region: 143-1348 (401 amino acids)
Source: RefSeq, a predicted model, not a curated record
UUGGAUUUUCAGUUAUUGUCGAAACUGUUUAACAAUUUUCAUACAAAAGUCCUUACAUUUUAACAAAAGAAUAAAAUUUCGUAAAAAAUUUGUGUCCAUUUGAUUGACAAUUGGUUUAAAUAUUAAGAUAUAGACCGCAAAUAUGGCUGAUUGUGAUCAACGAGAGACACAAUUCUUUAGCACUCAAUGUUGUAAUGAUUGGCACAACAAAUACCAACCGAAAGUUGUGGUCAACAAGUUGUCCGAAAUAGACAUCAAAAAAUAUCUUCCUAUCGAUGGCCCGGAGUUGAAGUCAUCAAUCAAUUUGAUUGACAGUCAAAAACCUAAAGACAACGCAGAAACCAUUUCAUCGGAUUUCAUGCGAUUCUUGAAUCUGAUUCCAACCGAUGAUCUCAAACAUAAACCAAUGGAAAGAUUGAAACAAAGUUUUCCGGUCAGAGAUAUCUGUAAAGUCGAUGACAUUUGUGUUGAUUUGGACACAAACCGUGUGAUUGGAGACAGGAAUGCGAUUCUCAGAGCUAAUGAUGUGAUUGUUAACAACACUACUCGUCCGGGUCCUCGAGUAAUGAAGAAGAAAGGUGUGAAACGAAAAGCCAAUACAAAGACUAUUGAUAAAAAUGGUUUAAAUAAUGAAAAGAAACGACGAUUGGAUCAAAACAAGCGACUCUUGACAUUUGUUUCCAAUUUUGACUUUACAUCCGAAAUGUUUGUGUUUUUGGCUACAACUCUGAACAUUAAAAGUUUAUCACACAAUGAGAUCCAACAGAUGGCCAACAAAAGCACUGAAAUGAAUAGAUAUUCAAGAAAUGAGACUUUGAUUUGUUUGACUGAUACAGAACUGAAUCGUUGGAAAUCUUCCAAUAUUUACGAGAAGACAAUCGUUGAAGAACUGGAACAACAAUAUAAUAGAAAAUAUUUUUAUUAUUCAUUCACAAGAAGACAACGUCUGGAGAGACAAUUAAGACUCAAGACUGGAAUUGAUUGGUUGUCGAGACUAUAUCUGCAACAAUGUCUACCACUUGAUGUGUCGAUCAUCAGAGUUACCAUUUGUGACAAUUGUGGCGAAAGAGUUGCUGAUCGGUGGCAUUCGUGUCGGAGUUUCGAGAAAGUUGUUCGCAAAUCUCAGUCACUAAUUAUCAUUGAUUUAAGCGAAGACACUGAUGAUUAUGUAUUGGAUACCGACGUCGAGAAUCAAAUGUUGGAUCCGAUUAUUGAGUCGUCGGCUGACAACAAACCGAUGACAUCUCCGACUAAACAACCGAUUAUUGUUAUAGAAAUAGAUCCGACUAUUGAUGCGUUGGCUAAACAAUUGGUCUCUAAUGCAAAACGAUUGCGAAUUUCAUUUUAA